This is a messenger RNA of Pocillopora verrucosa, 4172 nucleotides long. Lineage: Eukaryota; Metazoa; Cnidaria; Anthozoa; Scleractinia; Pocilloporidae. The record is from RefSeq and is a predicted model, not a curated record.
UUAUUCAAUCCCAAGUGGUAUAAAGGACCAAAAAACAAUCCUGGCAGGGACUUAUAGCUUCACACCUGAUGAGGUGGAGGUUUUCUAUCUUGGUUGAAUCAACACUGCUAUAUCAUAAUUCCACCACAAAUCCCGGUUGUUCUCAUUUGAAAGCAAGCUUAAUCAAGUUCUCGCGCACGACAUUUCCUAGAAUUGAUAAUCGUUGAACAGAAAUGGACGUACACGUAGAUGAAACAAAAGUGAGUCAUUCAAAGAAAUGCAAUAAUCUUCACAAGGCUUCCUUGGUGUUGUCAGUUCUUGCAAUUCUCCUAACAAUUGCGCUGUUCCUAAGAAUGGAGAUCAGCACGCAAAUGUUGGAAGUUAAGGUCACCCUUGAAAUCCAAGAGAUCAAGGAAACUCUGAAAUCGGUAAAAGAUGCUCGCUUCCCCAACCGUGUAAACGACCAUCUUGAUGUUUCAAGUGUCAUCAAGUACAGCAGUAAAAUUGUCCGCCGAAGUUUAAGUGCCCAGCGCAACGUUUCUGGCGAUUCAGAAGAAGCUGAUACUGCAAUAAAAAAGUACAUGGCCUCUCUUAUCACUGAAUCUAUCGAGUCUUAUUGUCAACCCACGAAGAAAUUGUGUAUGGCAGGUCCCCCUGGACCAGAGGGAAUUCCAGGAAAGGACGGUAUAGAAGGUCCAGAGGGCCGCCCUGGAAAACCUGGAUUGCGAGGAGACCCUGGGGUAGAUGGAAUAAAGGGAGAUGCAGGAAACCCAGGAAUUAAAGGCCAAAAAGGAGACACAGGCUAUCCUGGAAAUCCAGGACCUAAAGGUGAACCAGGGGAGUCUAUUUUUGCUCCAGAUAUAAAUGUAUCUCCUGCGUCGCUCACAGUCACAGAGAAACAGACCGCCACGUUUAACUGCUCAGCUGAUGGUAAUCCAAAACCCAGAGUAACUUGGAGUAAAGUUAAUAAAACGGGAAUGGAGAAUUUGGACAGCCACGGCAAUGAACUUCAGAUCAGGAAUGUUGAGUAUAAUGACUCGGGGAGUUACGUUUGCAUGGCUGAAAAUGUAUUAGGAAAAGUGCAGAAAGAAGUAACGCUUUUUGUGGAAGUGCCUCCGGAGUUCACAAAGAGACCGGAUCGAUUUCUAAGAGUAAUGGGAAAGUCGGACACCUCAAUCCCUUGCCGAGCAUUUGGCUUUCCUCCACCGACAAUUGUCUGGUCAAGAGGCCUAUUAUCUUUACCAAAAGGCCGAACUUCUGUUACAAAACACAACUUGACCAUCUCCAACUUCAGUCCUGAAGAUGCAGGUGUUUAUCAGUGCAAAGCCGGCAACAAACUUGGCACUAUUAGUGCGUUGACAACCUUGAAUUACGUCUCACCAGAGUCCUGGAUGAAUUCAGCAAUAAUAGGGGGGAACGCACUUUAUCAGACUCAACUUCACGAGUUCCUGACGCCCGCAGUCGGAAGUCAUCCGCAGUGGCUGCUGUGUUUCCGCGCUUGUACUCACGGCUGGGCGGCCAGUACCUUCCACAGCAGAUGUGAUGGGAAGCGGAACACGGUCACUAUCAUAAAAGUGGGACAGUACGUGUUUGGAGGAUACACGGACAUUCCCUGGGAUUCUAGGAGUGGAUAUGGUUAUACUUCCAAAGCUUUCAUAUUCUCUCUUCGCAAUUCAAGAGGACUGAAACCAUUCAAAAGCAUGGUGAAACAGCCACAAUAUGCCAUUUACAAGAAGUCCAGCUAUGGUCCAACAUUUGGCUUCAACCAUGAGCUCUACAUUGCUGACAAUGCCAACGUCGGUACAUCAUCACACACAAAAUCUCAUCGAUACAGCUCCUACUCAUCCUUUCCGGAAAUCCUUACAUCUGUUUCAAAAGAGAUGGUCUCAAAGAUGGAGUCCAAAGCGAAUAAUAAUUCGCAUGUUUUCCUGUUUUGCUUCUCAUUCAACUUAAUUAUCACGCUGGGCUCACUUGGUUUCACUUGUUAUUCUCUGCAACGAUUAGAUUCGCGUUUGAUGGCAGUUGAACAAAAUUUACGGAUGCCAAAUCCUUCGUCUGAGCUUGGAAAUCGCGUAAAUUCUCUGCCUACAAUUACUCAUCCUCGUCCAAGCGGAGCACAAAUGGAGGAAAUUGUUCGCGUGAGAAGAGCUUCAGAUAGAUCAUCCUUGUGCCGCAAAUGUAUUAACGCCUGUGCCAAGUCGAAUGGAAAUCGAAGCAACUCGACAGAGGGAAACAUCAUUUGCGUUAAGGGUCGUGUUGGACCAAAAGGCCCACCAGGUCCCCCGGGUUUACCAGGAUCGGCUGGGCCCCAGGGUCCUCCCGGCCUAGCUGGAAAAAGAGGAAAAAAGGGAGCAAAGGGAGCAAAGGGGCGACCAGGAUCUCCAGGAAAAAAAGGCAGCAGGGGAUUACCAGGCCCCCCUGGGAUAUCAGCCCAAACGAAGACAGAUAGUCGUGGAGGAAGCCAGUUAAAACUGCCACUCUUCAUUGAAAAGCCUCCGUCUUCCCUGAUAGUUCGAGAAAAACAAAGCGUCACAAUUCCUUGUGAAGCCACUGGCUUCCCACAACCUGUGGUCACAUGGUCUAAAAAUGGGCGCCUGAUAGAGGACAAAACAAAGCAGUCUAAGAAAAGGAAUUUGGAAAUAAGCGAAAUGAAGUUUGAGGACCGUGGCAUGUACACCUGCACAGCAGAGAAUCUGUUGGGAAGAGUCGAGUUAUCAGUGAACAUUACAAUAAGAGUACCAGCAAAAUUUAUCUCUGAGCCUAAGCGUUCUGUGACAGCCUACAAGACAUGGGACAUGACUCUGAAAUGCGACAUCUUUGGUUUUCCCUCCCCUGUAAUCACGUGGACGAGAUCAAGGGAUCAACUGCCUAUCAACAGAAACGUCAUUGAUGGUAAUCAACUUACGAUUAAGAACACAAAGAAGGAAGAUGGUGGAGCAUAUGUCUGCCAGGGGGCUAAUCCGCUGAGAAAUGUGAUGGCUGUGUUAUGGAUCGUGGUCAAAGAUGUCGUAAAUCCGUAUAUCGUCUCCAGUCCUCCUAGUGAAAUUCAGGUACAGAAUGUUGGUGAUAAGGUGAGGUUAAACUGCUCUGCUGGUGGGUCGCCAUUACCCAGAGUCACGUGGUUCAAGGAUGGGCGGAAAGUUGAUUCUACAGCAGAGCGGGACGGCAACAAUCUGAUUAAAACCGAAUUUGUUAUUGAUCGCUUCCAACCUGGUGACGCUGGUUUAUACAAAUGCUCUUUUUAUAAUGAAAAGAAUGCGACAACAGAAGCCACUGUAAAACUUAUUUUAGUUAAUUGCGGUGAUCCCGGUUCUGUAUCUAACGGACACAAACGUGGCUCCCGAUACUGGACUGGGGAAUCUGUGUCGUUUACUUGUGAUCCACAAUAUCACCUAGUUGGUCCAAAUAAGAGGACCUGUUUACCGUCCGGUAAUUGGAGUGAAAUACAACCUGAAUGUCGGAGAAUUUGUCCACCGCUGAAAAACCCAAAGUAUGGUCUCAUUUACGGCGGUGAAUUUUGGGAAGGAAAGCAAGUUUCAUUUACUUGUAGGUCUGGUUUUGGACUGAUAGGACCACUACAACGUCGCUGCUUGAUGAACGGUUCAUGGACUGGAAGUCAGCCUGAAUGUAAUGCCGUGUCGGCGCUUUGGAAGGCCUCAACUAUAAUAGCAGGCAAUCUGUAUUACUACAGCAACCUACAUCAGUUUCUGAAACCUGCAGUUGGAAGUCAUCCUCAGUGGCUGCUGUGUUACCGUGCCUCUACUCACGGUUGGUCGGUCAGUACUUUCCACAAAAGGUGUGAUGGGAGACCUCACACAGUCACUAUCGUAAAAGCAGGGCAGUACGUGUUUGGAGGAUACACUGACAUUCCAUGGGAGUCAAGUGGUGGGUACACCAGCACUCCAAAUGCUUUCCUAUUUUCUCUUCGCAAUGAAGAAGGACUAGCGCCAUUUAAAAGCAUCGUAAAAAGGCCAUCGUACGCAAUACACAGGCAUUCCAGCAUCGGUCCGUUGUUUGGUACCGGUCAUGAUAUCUACAUCGCGGACAAUGCCAAUAGCAAUCGUAAUUCCGAAGCCAAUUUUGGUCAUGGCAAUGUUUAUUCCGUUCCAAGUGGUGUGCAAAACAAACAAACCUUACUGGCAGGUAGUAACCCCUUCACACCCGAUGAAUGGGAAGUGUUUUACCUAGGAUAA